AUGCCUCCGUACGUCAUCCGCAGCGCUAUCCUACGAACCUCACUUGCGCUCUCGCAUCUCUCAAAACCUAUUCUUCGACUUGCUCAUACCCAGCGCAGGACAUUGCCUGAGUUCUCGCUCGAAGGCAAAGUAGCUGUUGUUACCGGCGCCUCACAAGGUCUUGGUCAACAGAUCCUCGCUGCCUUCGCCCUCUCGGGUGCCCAUGGCGCGAUCGUAGACCUCAAACAGGACAGUGCCGACAAAUCUGCCGAAGCACUAGUUGAAGAGGCGAAAUCGCACGGGCUCCCCGAACCUAAAGUCCAUGGCUACGAAUGUGAUACUUCAUCUGAAGAAGGUGUGAAAUCAACCUGGAACAAAAUCGUCAAGGAUUUCGGCACCGUGGACAUUGUUGUCACGAACGCGGGAAUCACAGGCGGCGCACCAGCAGAAGACUACCCAUUUGAGGAUUUCAAGCGCAUGAUCGACGUCAACUUGACCGGAACUUUCUUAUUCGCCAGGGCGGCGGGGAAAUGGUGGAUCGAAAACAAAGUCCACGGCCGCGUCCUAAUCAUCUCUUCGAUGUCUGGCUCCAUCGUCAACCGCCCGCAAAAGCAGUCCGCAUACAACGCUUCCAAAGCCGCAUCAGCGUAUCUUAUGAAGUCUUUGGCAUCGGAGUGGGCACCUUAUGGUAUUCGCGUCAACGCGCUCAGCCCUGGAUACAUCCAGACCGAGGCGAAUGAGGGCGAGGAGAUGGGGAAGCUGAGCAUAGAGUGGUUGAAAGAUAUUCCUUUGAACAGAAUUGCCAAGCCAGAGGAGUUUCGGGGCGCGGCCGUUUGGUUGGUGAGCGAUGCAAGUAGCUAUGUUACUGGCAGCGAGAUUCUGGUAGAUGGUGGAUAUACGAUUUGGUGAGCGAAAAACGCUCGCUUUGAGUACAUAAAAGGUUGGGCUUUCUUGGAUAAGAACUGUUCGGUUUUGUGAAAAACAGUGCAUGUAGUCUGACGUUGAAAACGCCCAAGCGAAGGGCUGGCUGUGGGCUCUGUAAAAGUAAAAUUGACAUUGGCUAGUAUGUUAGUUGGUGUAUGUCACUACGCUUAUCC
This is a messenger RNA of Pyrenophora tritici-repentis Pt-1C-BFP, 1076 nucleotides long. Its product is annotated as FabG, Dehydrogenase with different specificities (related to short-chain alcohol dehydrogenase). Lineage: Eukaryota; Fungi; Ascomycota; Dothideomycetes; Pleosporales; Pleosporaceae. Gene Ontology annotation, cellular component: intracellular anatomical structure. The record is from RefSeq and is a predicted model, not a curated record. Gene Ontology annotation, molecular function: oxidoreductase activity, acting on NAD(P)H, oxygen as acceptor.